This is a messenger RNA of Triticum aestivum (bread wheat), 889 nucleotides long. RefSeq names its product zinc finger protein ZAT18. Bases 101 to 610 code for a protein of 169 amino acids. The record is from RefSeq and is a predicted model, not a curated record. The transcript has a single exon. Lineage: Eukaryota; Viridiplantae; Streptophyta; Magnoliopsida; Poales; Poaceae.
CUUCCUCCUACCGCGCACUCACAGAACUACACCAACGCAAAAGAAAAGAGCCGUAAUCCAAAUCCAGCAGAUCAUUAAGAGGAGCAGCAAAUCCAUCUCCAUGGGAGCGGGGAUGAAGCGCGCGAGGGAGGAGCAGCCAAUUGUGUCGCUGGCGCUCUCCCUCAGCACAGACUCUUCGACGACGUCCGCCACCACGUCGGGCAACUCGCUCGGUUCGCCGCCGCCGGCGGCAAGGAAGAGGGCGCGGCGGGGAAGAGUGGUGGCCACGUCAGGGGAAGGGGACUUCGUCUGCAAGACUUGCGGGCGCGCCUUCGAGACGUUCCAGGCCCUGGGUGGGCACCGGACCAGCCACCUCCGGGGCCGCCACGGGCUGGAGCUCGGCGUCGGCGUCGCCAUGGCCAUCAAGGAGCGGAAGAGGCAAGAGGACAAGCAGCAGCACGACUGCCACAUCUGCGGGCUGGGCUUCGAGACGGGCCAGGCGCUCGGCGGCCACAUGCGGCGGCACCGCGAGGAUAUGGCGCUCGACCGGUGGGUCGCGCUGUCGGAUCAGGAGGCGGGGCACCAGGCCGCCGCCGGCAGGCUGCCUGUCUUGCUCGAGCUGUUCGUCUAGCCUGCUACCUGGAUCUCUCAGUUUCUUACUACAGUAGUAUAACAAUCCAGGAAUUGUACAUGUCGUUUGAAUAAGAUAGGUUACGAUAGAGUACGUUACUGCUGGUUAGCAUUUCCGCUCGUGGAAUUUUGCUCUGAAUCGGUUCGCUUUCUUAACCGUUCGACUGGGGAUUUAGAUACACUUGUGCUUAGAUUAGACAAAUUGUUUUGUUCUAAAUGCAAUUGACAGAUUCUUGCACUCAGAUUGUUUUUCUAUGAAUACGUUGUUGUUCACUGCAAU